CUUUCGAGGCGAGCCGCAGCUCAUCUCAAACAAGCCUAAUCACUUCCAUUCUAGGCCCGCCCAGCGCCGUAUAGAUUGAACCAGCGCCAUGGCGCUGAAUUGAACAUUCUAUUAUACGGCUCUGGGCCCGCCCAUGACUCAGGGAACGCCCUCCUCGUGCAGGUGACGUCACACAUCGAAGGGUCUCUAACUUCUUGACGUGAGCCUCCUUUUUAGACUCUGUCCGCCACUCCCCGAACACCCAUGCCCUCUGCUCAUGGAUGUACCGCAGAUGUAUGAUGGAGGAAUGAACGUCCAGAAAGAACGUGUAGCGAUAUUUUCUGCACCUUACUAUCGUUACAGCGGAAGUUGGACUUCGGCAGCGGGAUAUAAAGGGCAAAGAGCAACAGUGGCGCAAAGGAAGUACGUGACUUUCCAGAGAUGUCCCGACACCUUCCCAACACCGGCUGACGCCAACCCGAUUUACGACUUUGUUGUUACCUCCUCACUUUAGACUAUAUAAGCUUGAUGUUAUCUCCCGCUCCUUUGAGCAGCAUACCUCAUGUGUGAAAACCAGCUUUCACUCUGGUACUUCAACAGAUGAUAAAAAAUGCAGUCUAGUUUGUGGAUUAAUGGCCAGUACCAGCUGGUGGGACAACUUUCUCAGGCAUCACAGGCUGCCGCUCAGGUGAGCCACGAGACGAUGAUGCAAGCUAGGAUUGCAAAUAACCAAUACCAGUACACGAGGGCGAACACAGGAGUCCAACAACCACCGAGAGCUAAUUACAACCAUCAUGAUGGAGGUUACUCAAACAGACAACCAUCAAAUCAGCAGACCAUAUCACUUCCUCAUCAGGCAGUUUCGGAUCAGCUGUCAGGCCGGGGGAACAAUAACUAUAUACUUAGGUUGUUGGCUAACAACAAACACUCCGAUAAUACUGAAAGAGGAAAUCCUGGUUUGCAGGCCUCUAAUGGAUUUCAGCAAGAUUUUCACAAGAACUAUGCUCAGAAUUCAUUGAUCCAAAGUCAACCCAACAUGAUGAAAGCAAAAACAACAUACUCUCAGGAAGACAUGUCUUAUCUUCAGAACCAAUCAGCUAGAGUUCCUGGGAAUCAAGCAGAAAGGACACAGGAUGGUAAUGUUGUAGCUGAUCUCCAAAAUUCUAGAGAUCAGAAUAACUUAAUCUAUAAAGGAACGUCGACAUAUCCUGUUCCAAGAUACAACACAACAGCUACCCCAGCUCCAAACGUAGAGGUGAUUGACACGGCUGCCGUACACAGAAGACCGACCCCUUAUAACCCUUAUCACAGGCCAAAUGCCACUCAGCAUGGUUUCUCCCCUUCAAUUCCCCCUCCAAGUUAUGAUGCAGUCAUGUCUAAGUCUUUCAGAAACGACAGCACGACAACAAACUCACGCUCAAGCUUACAGAAUGUGCAAGUUUCCAACCGAAGUCCGAAAACUCAACAAUACUCGACACAUUACAAUGGGGAAGAGGCUACCUCUACCAUUAACCCAAAUUCAUAUAGCAGGCAGCACGAGAUCAGCCUUCAACAUUCUGCUGUUACACCUCAGGAAACGCACAAAAAAAAAAAAAUCGCCGAACUUCUGGUAUAUCUACACAGUGAAGAGGAUACAAGUUUCUCUAUUGAAGGAAAGCAGUCUGUCAGCCAGGACAGAAUGGCAGAGUCUAAUAAUUAUAUGCAGCCUGUGACAUCUAAUGAUUCUUAUAACUCAAAUGCCUCCAAGUAUUUGCCAAUCAAUUCUGGACUUUCUUUGCCUACAAACAACCACAUUUCUAUGUCACCACAGCAUAGCCAAGAUGUCCAACUUCAGCAAAGCACCGCACAAAAGUUUUUUUAUGCAAAACAAGAUGGAAGUGGAAAUGGAAGUAUAGCAGCCUAUGCCCGUCCCCCCCCGAAAAAUGUUGUGUCUUUAAGGGAUGCGCCUCAUCUGAAGCAGUUGCCUGAAGGCAUUUCUUCACAGACAAUUGAGACUCAAUCAUCAGCAGCAAUUAGUCGUGAAUGGGUUGAAAAAGUCUCGUCAGUCAAGGCAAAUGCCAGCUCCAUUCACUCUUCUCCUGGACACACAAGAGCUGUUGCCGUUGUGCAGCCAUUGUCGCAGGAAAGCUACCAGGAUGCCAGCAAGCAGACCAGUUCUACCACGGUCAGUCAAUUGUCUGUAGACAAAUCUGCAAUCACGCAUUCAGCAGCAAACAAGGCUGAUACCUUUGAAUCAUAUUUAGUUUCAGCUGAGACUCAUGACUUGUCUAAAAAUCAGUUGUUUGCUGAUGACAUAGUAUCUCAAUCGCCUUUAAACAUGCAAGUAGACCAUCCAUUGGCACUAAACGUGGACAAAUCUGUAACCUCCAAAGUGCCUGUAAGCCAAAGCAGUGAAAAGGACCAAAGUGAGAGGCCAACAGAUCCAAAAGAGGUACUUGACCUCUCCUCCAUCCCAACAAUACCAUGGACACUAAACGCAUUAACUAAGUUGAUACAAAAAGAAGAAAAAGCACAUACAGAGUUAUAUAGGCUUGCGAAAUUAGACUCUGACAUCAAAAUGCUUACUGACAUGUUUAACGAUAUGGUCGAAAAAAAGCCAGACUGGCACAAGGAUUUAAUGAAGGAAAUUCAUGAAUGUGGCGUCAAAGAUGAAACGCCAGACUCUGUCACACUGUUACAAGUAAACAGACGCUUUAGUGAGCAACUCAAAAGCUGCCAUGUCCUCAAAUAUAAUGAAGUUUAUUCAGCCCCACCCUACACAUCAUCAUGGUUGAAUGUCAAUGAGCAGCUCGAUGAGAUUGACAAAGAGUUUGACUUCCCAUGGUCUUUGAAGCAUCGUCUUGAGAGUGAAAGCCAGUUAGAUCAGGUCCAGAUAGACAACAGUAUUCCUGGCAUUAUUGAAUUGAGUGAGGAAAAGCAAGACUCAACUGUGGAUGCCGAUUCAACAAGUACUGCUUCUCCUUAUGGAACAGAAAUUGACGAUUCCAGUGACUCGCAUUACUCUUUUAAAAUCCAAGUUUUAUCUCAAGCAGAGGCCAAAGUCAUCUAUGAGCAAUUACAAAGCAAGCUGCCAACAAGUAUGGACACACACAAUCAACAAAAGAGAGUCACAAAAAGCCCUGUGGAGGGUGAGCUGCCUAAGGAUACAGUUUCCACAUUGAGUAACACAUUACUGGAGAACAAGUCAGUCUCUCCAGUAGACCAGGUUUGCUGCGUUGUGAGGUUUAUGGAACAAAUUUGGGGGUCAAACCCUGCUUCUUUGAGUAAAUGCGAGUGCAAGAACAAGACCAAUCAUGAAGAUAUACCAGACCCAACCCUUGAUAUGGAAGAGAUUGCAGUACAUAAGGAAGAUCAAAUGUGUGCGUUCGGGUCUGACAGCAAAUUCCACUCUGUCCCAGAAGGAAAGAAGCCCGCUGAGGGCGACAAGAAUGUCGUCAAUCGGGUUGAGACACUUGAUUUGCUUGAGCUUUGCAAUGAACUUGAAAUCACCAUUGACUUACCUGAAGAUAAUGAGAAAGCUCACUCAUAUUCUGACAAUGAUCCAAAUAAUGUUUCGGGCAGUGAUAAUGAAGUUCCCAAACUGAUGCCAGACCUGGAAAAGGAUUUGGAACUAGCAAGAAAUAAAAAAAAAGAAACCAAACAAAGUAAGACUGAAAGUUAUCAUUGGAAAACUGAGGACGGACAAACUCAAGCUGCGACCAGUUCUCUAAAGACAACUUGUAGUGGUAAACAUGACGCUGUUUUUAGGAAAGAAGAGACUAAGCACAAUGUUUUUUAUUCACUCUUCCAGAAAUCUAAGAAACGCAAAUCCCUUGUUGAAUCUCAGCGUGUCCUUGAGGGCGCUUCGAAUGAGAAGGUUUUCAUCUGUGCAACUGAUAACGAACCAUCAGCCUCUAACGCUCAAACUGUACAACUGGUACUGUUUGGCUCAUCAGCACAAAACAAGUGUGUUUUGAUGGGCAGCAGAAAGAGCCAUGUGUCAUCUGCCGAAGCUGUUUCUGCUGCAGUGCAAAACCCUCCGAUGGUUCUCACCAUUAAACUCAGUCCCAUGAAGAGAAAGUCUGAAAGUGAAACUGCCUCGGCAAGGAAGAUCAAGCGAAGGCUUUGUGAAAAAUCAAGGAUAUCUUUCUCACCAACCAAAAUGAAGCUCAGACACAAACUCAAAACGCCGAAGUGUACUCUAGCCACUUCGUCUGGACCAAGUCUGAAGAAAGCUGAAAAGGUUGACCCCGCCAACACUGAGGAGCUGCCAGUUUCCUCUGAAACGAGGAUCUUGCGUGGAACAACUAGGCCAUGCCUGAGUCUGAAGAAGAGGAGGUCCCACGCUAAAGAACGUGUAGGGGAGAAGACCAAGAGACGCACCGCCACACUCUCCCAGCCUGCAGAUCAAGAGAAAAGUGAGGAGGAAAAUGAGAGCAGUGCUGUCAUGCCUCUCCUGAAGAACGAUGUCCUGAAGUUCGGUGUCUUACCCAAAACCUUCGACUUCAAAGACGGCUCUAAUGGCAGAAAGGAAAACUAUGAUCCUCUUCCAGGCAACUCUGACCUCGUGGAAGAAAAGGACGAAAGCCCAAGCAAAACUAUCAAGAGGGCAAGAGGUACAUGGUAUCAAAAUCCAGAAGAGAAGAAUAUGUUAAUACCUCCCACCCCCAAGACCGACAACAUCUUCCAUGAGUUUCAGAAGAAAUUCAAGGACAAGAUGCAGCCAUCCGUGGAUAAAUAACUUGACAGGAAGUAGACUGUAGAAGAUUGUCUUCUGUCUGCAAAAUUCCUCAAGAGAAAAAUGUCUUGCAAAGACUUACAGAAAUGAUGUCUUUGUGUUUUUGUACUGCAAAGGCAAUAUUGAGGAAAUUGAAGUUGCCAGUUUUGUAUAAAUGUGUUCCAACUAAUCUGUCCAUUAUGUAACUGCUGUAUAUGUGUCACAUCUGUUCUCAUCAGUUUACAUAUAAUAUUGUCAUUUGUUUACAUUGCUCUUAAGUCUGAUAAACAUAUUUGAUGCAAAA
Molecule: messenger RNA, 4979 nt
Organism: Trematomus bernacchii (emerald rockcod)
Lineage: Eukaryota; Metazoa; Chordata; Actinopteri; Perciformes; Nototheniidae
Exons: 5
Coding region: 590-4699 (1369 amino acids)
Source: RefSeq, a predicted model, not a curated record